Messenger RNA from Grosmannia clavigera kw1407, 4650 nucleotides. RefSeq names its product ABC multidrug transporter. Gene Ontology annotation, biological process: transmembrane transport. Lineage: Eukaryota; Fungi; Ascomycota; Sordariomycetes; Ophiostomatales; Ophiostomataceae. Gene Ontology annotation, cellular component: membrane; fungal-type vacuole. Gene Ontology annotation, molecular function: ATP hydrolysis activity; ABC-type peptide transporter activity; ATP binding. The transcript is spliced from 4 exons. The record is from RefSeq and is a predicted model, not a curated record. Bases 1 to 4650 code for a protein of 1549 amino acids.
AUGGCGCAUCUACAGAUACCACUGCAGUCUGCAGACUUUAUACCGGACGUCAGCCAGCCGUCGCAAUGGCCGAAUCAUGUGGCUGCUAUCAUCCGUUUCAUCGCCAGAGGUGACCUCUUCUUGGCUUGCGCGGGAGUUUCGGUUCUUCUGCUGCUACUAUAUUUGCAUUUGUGGACCGUCCGCAAUAAGAAAUUAUGGCGGCAGAAGACGCUGCCAAAAGCCACCGAUACCUCGGAUGACCGAUCAGAAUUCGAAGAGCUUCUCUCUGCCGAUUCAUCAGUCUCCGAGGACGACACGCUGCACACGUCUUCCUCCACGCCAAUAGAAAAUGAAGGCAGCCUUUUGUCCUUUUUCGCCGUUUCUCUUUCACAGAUCGUCGCCGUUGCCGUGGCAUUCGCACUAUCCGUCAUCAGCUCGGCCAGAAACUCAUCGCCUGGUGCCGCUUGGAAAGAGCCGGUCACUCUAGGCUACCUGCUGCUGCUGUGUGUUAUUCAGUUGCUGCUUGCCAGCAGUCGUCGUGGGUUCUCGCUUCGUCAUGUCUUCUAUCACCACAUCAACGCCGUUGGCACCGCGUUGACCGUGCUCAAGGCCGUGUGUCUUCUGUUGCCGCUUGCACUGCGAGGAACGCACGCACGAUUGGGCGCCGUCCCAGGUGCUAAGUUGGCCGCCCUGUCCGCCGUUCCGUUGACAGCGUUUGCUGCACCGCGAGAUGGUUCUCGUGUCAAUAUCUCCGCGAGCUUUGGUGUUUCUGCCAAGAGCAAGAGUGAUAUCCAUGCAGACCAGGAAAGUGGAAAGACGGCCGGCAGCCUGCCUCUUUCGCCGGAAGAGUCGUGCUCCUGGGCGUCAUACUACCUCUCGUACGGGUGGCUCACACCAGUGAUCCUGCACGGGUGGCGACGAGACCUCGAGCUCGACAACCUGCCGGCACUACCGUCAUAUGACGCCCCUCUGAAUCUGCUGGAGAGAAUGGGACGGCAGAGACAGCGGCAGCGGCACAGACGAGGAACGCUAGCGACGCUAUGUCUGGUGUUCCAGGGGCACAUCAGACGCAUCAUGAUUUGGGGCACACUGACAGCCAUGGCUGAAUAUGUGGCGCCGGUAGCCAUGUUCCAGCUGCUGGCGUAUCUGGAGGCAGGUAGCAGCUCUGCCAUUCCGGUCCAUCCGUCUGUGUGGGUCGGGCUUCUGUUUAUCGGUCCUAUGCUGCGGUCAGUAUGCUACCAGCAGUCCAUCUUUCUCAGCACGCGGCUGCUGGUGACAUGGCGGGCGUCGGUGAUCCAGGAGGUGUUCCAACGGAUGCUGCGCUUGCGCGUGGACGGCUCUCCGGCCCAGCCACGGUUACAGCAAAAACAAACGCAAUCCUCUGGCCAGAAGAACACAGUCAAGACAGAAAGUCUGGUGUCAUACGACGUAGACAUGAUCUCCAACUCGUCAGACAUGUUCUAUUCGUUCACGGCCAGCCUGGUGUCGACGGCGCUGGCGAUGACGUUCCUGUACCGACUGCUGGGCUGGCCUUCGCUGCUUGGGGUGGCCGUGCUGGUGUGCCUGACACCGCUGCCGGUGGUUUUCUCAGGGCGGGUAUCGCGGCUGCACAGACGGGUGAUGCAGGCGACAGACGCACGGCUGGCGCAGGUGGCCGAGUUUCUGGGGGCUGUGCGCACGCUCAAGUACUUUGGAUGGGAGCCGGUAGCGGCAAGAGCAUUGAACGAGGCCCGGGCGACAGAGCAGCGGCAGAUCUGGCGGCGCAACUUAACGUCGAUGCUGGUGGCGAUGACGGGCGAUAUGAUGUCGCUAGUCAGCCUGCUGGUGAUGUUUGCAGCAGUAGUGCUGCUGGCAAGACAGCCGCUUCACGCACCGGCAGCCUUCACGGCGCUGUCGAUCACAGAGACGCUGCGGGCGCAGUACGUCUGGAUGGCCAAGGUAGUGCAGUGGGUGGCGCAGGGCAGAGAGUCGUUCCGGCGCGUGGACGGCUUUCUGAGCGGUGGUGAGCCGCGGCAAAGACAUCCAGUUGGGCCGCCGAGCUUUGCGGGAGCGGAUGUCGUGGUGGGGCGAGAAGAGAGUGAAACUGCAAACGCGCCCUCGCAGCCACCGUUUUCCCUCCACCUCUCGGUCAGCUUCCGCGAGGAUGCCCUCAACGUCGUGACCGGGGCCACCGGCAGCGGAAAGUCGACGCUUCUUCUCUCGCUGUUGGGCGAGACGGCUCUCGUGGCUGGCACAGUGACCUGUCCGGCCGACGUGGCGUUUGUGCCGCAGACGGCCUGGCUGCUCAGCGGCACAGUGCGCGAGAACAUCGUGUUCCACGGCACGCACGACGACGUCCGCUACCGUGCCGUCCUCGCCGCCUGCGCCCUCGACCGCGACCUCGCCGCCCUGCCGCUCGGCGACCAGACAUUCAUUGGAGAGCGAGGCGCUGCAUUGUCGGGCGGCCAGCGUCAGCGUAUCGCUCUCGCCCGCGCUCUGUACGCGCCCCCGACCGCCCUGCUGCUGCUCGACGACGUAUUUUCGGCUCUGGAUGCCCACACGGCCGUGCAGGUGUACCGAGGUUGCUUUGGAGCGGCGGCUGAUGUGGUCGUGCGGCUGGAACACGGCCGGGUGGCGUCGAUGACAGAGCGAUGGAAGAAAGAUGGAGGCAGACAUGUCGAGGGAUUUGUCGAGGAAGAAGAUGAGGAUGUUGAUGAAAUUUUGGAAGAAGAAGUAGACAGAGGGGAAGGUGCAUCUGGGGAAGGUACGGCGGAGGAAAGAACGACCGAGGAAGGCGUCAAAGCCUUCGCGUCCGAUCAUUCCAACUGGUCACCAUCCAUCACGGAAAAACGAGCGUCUGGUCGGGUUCCACGCUCCAUGAUUGUGCAGUACAUGCUGUUGUUUGGCGGCGUGCCCAACGCGCUGCUGGCCAUGGCCGGAUCACUGAUGGUGCAGCUAGCCUACUUUUCCAUUACGCUAUGGCUAUCAAUAUGGACCAGCAAGGAAUCGUCUUCGUCUUCGUCCUCGUCGUCCUCAUCCUCAGCCCAUCUGCUCGUCUACGCCGGCACGGUGCUGACCUUUGUCGGUCUGCAGCUGCUCAACAACUAUCUCUUCCAGCGGGGCGGCUGGCGGGCGGCGCAGACGAUGCACAGCCGCCUGGUCACGGCCGUUCUGGCAGCACCGCUCAGCUGGUUUGACCGCACGCCAGCAGGCCAGAUCCUCAACCGGUUCGGGCUCGACACGCAGUCUCUAGACGCGGUAUUGGUCGACUGGCUGCGCAUGACGCUCGACAACGGACUGCGGUUCGGGCUGCGGCUGGCCGGCAUCGCGUCCAUCCUGCCGGUCUUUGCGGUGCCGGCAGCCGUGUUCUGCGGGCUCGGUUUUGCCACCGGUGAGCUGUACUCACGCGCCGAGAUUUCCGUCAAGCGACUCGUGGCCGCACACUUUGCCCCGGUCCUGUCGCAGUUUGCCGAUCUCGAUGGCGGCGGCAGCCUCGACAGCGGCCUCGCCGUCGUGCGCGCGCGUCGCGGCCUCGAUCGCGUCUUCCGACAACAGCUCGCUGACCACGUCUCCGACCACAUGCGCGCUGCCGAGGCACAGUUCAACUGCAACCGCUGGGUGUCGGUGCGCAGCAGCCGCGCCGGUCUUGUCGGCUUCUCGCUCACCAACGCCAUCGGCCUCAGCCAGACCAUCCUCACACUCGUGCGCAACAUGAACGAGCUCGAGGUCGAGCUGAACUCGCUGCAGCGCAUCGACCAGUACACCCACAUCCAACCCGAGAAGGACGUCGAGAUGGCCGGCGACGACAUCCCAACCGAUUGGCCAACAGCAGGAGAAAUCUCCUUUGACGACGUGACGGCGACGUAUGAGGCAGAGGACGGCAGCAGUGACCCCAGAAACAAAAACCCCACCUCCACCAACAGCAACAUCCUUAACGAAAACUCUUCAUCCUCUACUACCACCACAACAUCCUCUCCUCCUCCUCUCGGUCACGUCUCCUUUGUGGCUCAUCCUGGCGAGCGUCUGGCCGUGGUCGGCCGCACCGGAAGUGGCAAGAGUACGCUACUACGCACUCUACUGCGAUCUACCCACGUGGUGCAGGGCCGAGUCUCCGUCGACGGCAUCGACAUCCGCCGCGUGCCGCUGCGCCGCCUGCGCCACGCCGUCUGUCUUAUCCCCCAGGACACGCUGCUGCUGGCUGGCGACGUGCGGUCGAACCUGGACCCUGAGGGUGACUGCACGGACGAGGAGCUGGUCGAGGUGCUGCGGUCAUGUGCCGGCGACACCGCCAAGACGGUCCUUUCGCUCUCAACACCCGUCGCCACCGGCGGUACCAACUUUAGCAGCGGCCAGCGUCAGGUCCUCGGGCUCGCCCGCGCCCUCUGUCGUCGUGCCCGUGUCGUCGUUCUCGAUGAGGCCACUGCGUCCGUGGAUCUGGCCACCGACCGCCGCAUGCAGCAGCUGAUCCGCACAGCAUUUGCCGGCUCGACUGUCGUCACGAUUGCGCACCGUCUGCGCACCAUUAUGGACUACGACCGCAUCCUAGUCAUGGCUGAGGGACGUGUCAUUCAAAUCGGCUCACCUCGCGAACUGGCCACCCGCCAAGGCGUCUUCUCCGACAUGCUCAAGAGCACGGGCGAGUACGAAGAGCUGCUGGCCACGGUGGGCUUGAAUGCAACAACACUGGAGUGA